Molecule: messenger RNA, 1569 nt
Organism: Strongyloides ratti
Lineage: Eukaryota; Metazoa; Nematoda; Chromadorea; Rhabditida; Strongyloididae
Product: Phosphatidylinositol-glycan biosynthesis class W protein
Exons: 5
Coding region: 1-1569 (522 amino acids)
Biological process (GO): GPI anchor biosynthetic process; protein localization to plasma membrane
Cellular component (GO): endoplasmic reticulum; membrane
Molecular function (GO): glucosaminyl-phosphatidylinositol O-acyltransferase activity
Source: RefSeq, a predicted model, not a curated record
AUGGAUAAAAAUAGAUUACAUGAAGAAUUUGUAUCUGGUGGAGUAGGUGAUUAUCCAUGGAUUGUCCCUAUACAAGGGAUUUGUGGUGGUAUCUUUAUUUUAUUUAAUUAUCAGAUUAUACAAAUUUUUAAUUUAAAAUUAAAUGGAUUCUCUCAAAUAUUGUAUAACUUUUUUUUUAUUGUAAUUCCAUAUAUUUUUUUAAUGACAAUUUUUUCAAAAUAUGUAUUAGAAAUAUUUGUUAUUUUAUCAACAACUAUAUUACUACUUCAAUUUUUUUAUCCUUCACAAAGGGAGAAUAAAAAAGAAGAUGAUAAUAUAACUUUUUAUUUCCCAGAAUUUGAUUGUUUACGAAGUUGUAUAUUAAUACCAACUGCAAUUGCAAUACUUGCUGUUGAUUUUAAGAUUUUUCCUAGAUCAUGGGGUAAAACAGAAUAUUAUGGGUACUCUGUAAUGGAUGUUGGAACUAGUGGAUCAUUUAUGAUAAUGGGAAUUGGGGAUGAAAUUGUUUAUCAAAAAAGGCAAUUAAGUAAUACUGUACAAUCUAAGAAAAAAUUAUUGAAAAGUUUACCUUCAUGGUUAAUUUUAUUUAUUCUUGGAAUCAUUCGAAUGAUCUUUGUCUCCAUAUUUAAUUACCAUUCUCAUGUUUCAGAAUAUGGUGUACAUUGGAAUUUUUUUAUUACAAUGGGAUGUGUUGCUUUACUUUCAAAACUUUUUUCUAAAUAUAUUAGUAUUAAAAUGUUAACUAUUUGUUUGGUACUUAAUUAUAUUCUUCUUAACUUAUGUGGUUUACAGGAAUGGGGUCUUAAUAAUGAUAUUUUAAGAACAAAUAUUAUAUCAUCUAAUAAAGAAGGAAUUAUAUCAAUUUUAGGAUAUUUUACACUUAAAAAAUCUAAAAAUAAUACAGAUUUAAUGUGUAUUGCCAAGACACUCCUAGCUCCAAUUUUAUUUUUCUCAUUACAACUGAUAGCUGAAAAUUUUCUUGGAGAACCAUCUCGUCGUGUGUAUAAUAUUCCUUUUUUCUUCUAUACUGCUGGAACAACAUCUUUGUGGUUUAGUCUCAUGAUGUAUGGUGCAUAUAGUUCAGAGAAACUUAGAAAUUUAAAAAAUAAUAAUGACUUAUUAUAUCUUCUUAGCAAAUAUGGUUUAUAUUUUUUUCUUCUUGCUAAUCUCUUAACGGUUAUGUCUAAUCUAUAUAAUAAAGAUGAACCUUUUGAUAGUGAAGCAAAUGCCAAAAAACAACUAUAUUCUAUGAGAAAAGAUAUUUCUUCUACUAUUGGUGAAAUUCAUAAUAAACAAAAAAUAGAUAAAAAAAGAAAUACUUUAUAUUGUGAUAUUAAAGGAGAUGAAUUAACAAAAUUAGAAGAAGAUAGUUUUGUCCCAGGAACAUUUAGAAGUUCACGUGAUGAUAAAGAGAAAAAAGAUCAAGUUGCAAAAGAGUUCCCUUUUCCAAUUAUCAAUGAUAAACAAAAAGAUCAUUUUUUAGGAAAUGUAUAUUUUGCCGAAACAACAAAUGAAAGAAAAGAAAAAUGGUUAAAUAUUCUACAACAAAGGCGUAUAGAUAAUAAAUAA